This is a messenger RNA of Beta vulgaris subsp. vulgaris (sugar beet), 1032 nucleotides long. RefSeq lists its product as uncharacterized. The record is from RefSeq and is a predicted model, not a curated record. The transcript is spliced from 2 exons. NCBI's taxonomy places the organism in Eukaryota, Viridiplantae, Streptophyta, Magnoliopsida, Caryophyllales, Amaranthaceae. The coding region runs from base 1 to 1032 and encodes 343 amino acids.
AUGGCCACUUAUAAGGCCCAAAUGAGCGUGCAGACCAGCUGUGAGGCCACAUGGUGCCAGUUCUUCCCCAACACCCUGAAGGGACUUGCGCUCAACUGGUUUCAAGAGUUACCUGCCGGAAUCAUCACCGACUUCACGGUACUCAAGGAUAUGUUUACCCAUCAGUUCAGGGCGGGUACAAGGCAAAAGAAAACGAGCCUUCAUCUUAUGGGGGUCAAGCAAGAAAAGAACGAAAGUCUAGCCGACUACAUCAAAAGAUUCAAUGAGGAAUCGCUGAAAGUGUCCGAUCUGCAGGACGCAGUGGCCUUCGCCGCCCUCAUGUCCGGGAUACAACCCGGUCGGCUCAGAUGGACGUUGGCGGAAAGUGAAGUCAAAACCUUUUCCGAGGCUAUGGCAAAGGCUCAAAGGUUUAUUCAGGCGGCAGACAUUUGCCGCCACUCGGAUGAUGGAAGCAAGAAGAGGAAAGAUGAAAGCAGCCAUAGGGAUCAGCCCAAGCAACAAAAAACGGGUGGUCGGUCGGACCGUUUUAAUGACCACGGCAACGACCACCGAUCCAACAAGAAUCGACGAGAAAUCUACCUGGACAUCAAGAAUAAGUCCAUGCUACCCCAGCCCCACCCCAUUCGAACCUCAGACUAUCGGCGGGACAAAAGUCAGUGGUGUGAAUACCACCGAGAAUACGACCACACCACUAAAGACUACAGAGAACUGAAGAAGGGGCUAGACAACCUGGUCGACCAGGGUGCCUUCGCCUCAGGUGGCCUAACUGGUCGAACUCGUAAAGCUCAUCUCCAAAAUCGCAAGCACCAGGUGUUGGAUGUUCAACAAAGUAGAUCGGACUGCCCCGUCAUGACUUUCGAGGAGUCCAGCCAGUCGGUAAGUGUACCUCACGACGACCCCCUGGUCAUCGAACUCAAAGUGGCCAACUCCAGGGUGAAGCGUGUGUUGGUUGACAGCGGGUCGUCAGCAGACAUCAUCACACUGGAAUGUUUGAAAAAGCUGAAGUACAGCGAGAAGGAUGUCACCCCCUAG